CAGAAUAUUAUUAUUGUCUCCCUAGCUAUCUAUUUCAUACCAGUACUGUUACAAAAUCGAAGAUGAAGAAGGUGUGUUGUGUUCUACUUUGUGUUGUGGUGGCGGUGGCAGUGCUACUGUCUGAAGCACCACUCGUGGCGGAGGCGGUGACAUGCAAUUACACGGAAUUGAGCCCAUGCCUAGCGGCCAUCGUGUCCCCGGCAAAGCCGUCUGCUACUUGUUGCCAGAAGCUGAGGGAACAGAAGCCAUGCCUUUGCGUGUACUACAAAAAUCCAAACCUCAAGCAGUAUAUUAACUCUCCUGGUGCCAAAAAGGUUGCUAGCAGUUGCGGUGUUUCCCUCCCCAAGUGUUAGCUUAAAAAUUUUAUGGGCUAUAUAUGCAGCGAAUGUGGUAAAAUAAUUAUUAUAUGUAAUGAAUAAUUCGAUAGAAUAAAGUUAAUCUUUAUUGUGGACA
Messenger RNA from Juglans regia (Persian walnut), 453 nucleotides. RefSeq names its product non-specific lipid-transfer protein 2. The record is from RefSeq and is a predicted model, not a curated record. The coding region runs from base 63 to 353 and encodes 96 amino acids. Gene Ontology annotation, biological process: lipid transport. Lineage: Eukaryota; Viridiplantae; Streptophyta; Magnoliopsida; Fagales; Juglandaceae. The transcript has a single exon.